Messenger RNA from Agelaius phoeniceus (red-winged blackbird), 1575 nucleotides. The record is from RefSeq and is a predicted model, not a curated record. Lineage: Eukaryota; Metazoa; Chordata; Aves; Passeriformes; Icteridae.
UCUUCCGGUCACGUGUUCCGAAGAUGGCGGCGCCCGCGGCGGGCCCGGCGCCGGUGCCGGUGCUGCGGAUCGUGGCCGAGUGCGGGCGGAGCCGCGCCCGGGCCGGGGAGCUGCGGCUGCCGCACGGCUCCGUGCCCUGCCCCGUGUUCAUGCCCGUGGGCACCCGCGGCACCGCCAAGGGCCUGACGGCCGCGCAGCUGGCGGCGCUCGGCUGCCGCAUCUGCCUGGGCAACACCUUCCACCUGGGCACGCGGCCGGGCUCGGAGCUGGUCCGGCGUGCCGGGGGCCUGCACGGCUUCAUGGACUGGCCCCACAACCUGCUGACGCGGGGGGUUCCAGAUGGUUUCGCUGCUGGAGCUGUCGGAGGUGUCGGAGGAGGGGGUUCGGUUCCAGCCCCCCCACGGCGGGGAUCAGAUCCUGCUGAGCCCCGAGAAAUCCAUGGAGAUCCAGAACGCCCUGGGGGCCGAUAUCGUGAUGCAGUUGGACGAUGUCGUGAGCAGCACCACGACGGGGCCGCGCGUCGAGGAGGCCAUGAACAGGUCCAUUCGCUGGCUCGAUCGCUGCGUCGCCGCCCACGCCCGCCCCCAGCAGCAGCUGCUCUUCGCCAUCAUCCAGGGGGGGCUGGACCCCGACCUGCGCCUGCGCUGCAUCCGAGCCAUGACCCAGCGGGACGUGCCCGGUUUCGCCAUCGGGGGCCUGAGCGGGGGCGAGGCCAAGGCUCAGUUCUGGCGCACGGUGAAGCUGAGCACGGAGCACCUGCCCCGGGACAAGCCCCGCUACCUGAUGGGCGUGGGGUGAGUCCGGGGGUCCCCUCAGAGCCCCCCCAGAGCUGGGGGAGACCCCCGGAGUCACCCCCGCUUUGCCCCCCCCCCAGCUACGCCACGGACCUGGUGGUGUGCGUGGCGCUGGGCUGCGACAUGUUCGACUGCGUGUUCCCCACCCGCACCGCGCGUUUCGGUUCCGCCCUGGUGCCCUGGGGGUCCCUGCAGCUCAAAAACCAACAAUUCGCCAAGGAUUUCCGGCCCAUCGACGCCGACUGCGGCUGCCCCACCUGCCAGAGGUACUCCCGGGCGUACCUGCACGCGCUGCUGCGCUCCAACACGGCCGCGCUGCACCUGCUCACCCUGCACAACAUCGCCUACCAGAUGAAGCUGAUGGGCUCCAUCAGGGACAGCAUCAUCCAGCAGCGCUUCCCCGAGUUCGUGCGGGACUUCAUGGACACCAUGUACGGGGGCCGGGGGGGGCCCCCAGCCUGGGCUCGCGAGGCCCUGGAGUCUGUGGGGAUCCCCCUGGGCUGAGGGGAACCCCCUGGGAUUCCUGGGAACCCCCUGGGAUUCCUGGGAGCCCCCCCUGAUUCCAGGGGAACCCCCCUAUGGAUCCCUGGGAACCCCCUGGGAUCCUGGGGAACCCCCCCAAAAUCCCAAGGGAACCCCCUGGGAUUCCUGGGGAACCCCCUCAGUUCCCAACCCCUUUCCCCCCCUCUCCCCCUGUGUAUUUUUAUACAUUUUUUUGAUAAUUUUUUUUACUAUUUUCAGGUUUUUAAGGGGUGGGAAAUAAAAGAGUUUGGAAGGGAAA